This is a messenger RNA of Tauraco erythrolophus (red-crested turaco), 2332 nucleotides long. The record is from RefSeq and is a predicted model, not a curated record. Lineage: Eukaryota; Metazoa; Chordata; Aves; Musophagiformes; Musophagidae.
GACAUCUGCCAGGAGGUCAUCAAGCAGUCCAAUGUGCAGAUCCUCGUGCCCCCCGCGCGCCCUGACAUUAUGCUCUUCCGUCCAGGGGCCGCGGACCUCGGCUUCCCUCUUGACAUGACCAACGGUGCCACUUUGGCACCCAAUGGCAACGGCAUCGCUGGUAUGCCUGAAGACGAGGCCACGCGGGCCGCGCUCACCGCUGCGCAGUCCUCCCUGCCUGUUCUGCAGGGUGUGGACCGCCUGCCCAUGGUGGCGGGACCCCUGUCCCCACCACUGCUGGCCUCGCCCUUCCAGAAUGUUGCUGCUAGUGGCCCCACUUUAAGCACCAAGAGGGGCAGAGGGCGUCCCCGUAAAGCCAAUCUCUUGGACUCCAUGAUGUUUGGUGCCCCAGGGGGGCUGCGAGAGGCUGGGAUCCUGCCCUGUGGCCUCUGUGGGAAAGUAUUUACGGAUGCUAAUCGUCUUCGUCAGCACGAGGCUCAACAUGGGGUGACAAGCUUGCAGCUGGGCUACAUAGACAUCCCACCCCCAAGACUGGGUGAAAAUGGUGUCCCUGGUCAGGACGACCCCGAUGCACCCCGAAAAAGAAGCAGGACGAGGAAACAGGUUGCCUGUGAGAUCUGUGGCAAGAUUUUUCGGGACGUGUACCACCUGAAUCGGCACAAGCUGUCACACUCUGGUGAAAAGCCUUACUCUUGUCCAGUGUGUGGCUUACGGUUCAAGCGGAAAGACAGGAUGUCCUAUCACGUUCGAUCUCACGAUGGCUCUGUGGGAAAGCCCUACAUCUGCCAGAGCUGUGGAAAAGGCUUUUCCAGGCCAGACCACUUGAAUGGACACAUCAAACAGGUGCAUACCUCAGAGAGACCUCACAAGUGUCAGGAAAAUGGCAGCCACCAUGGAAUAAGCUCAGAGACAUCCACAUCCAUAGAAAAGUUGAAACUUCAAGAGACUUGUAAUGCUUCCUUUGCCACUCGUGACCGACUGCGCUCACACCUAGCAUGUCAUGAAGACAAAGUUCCAUGCCAGGUGUGUGGGAAGUACUUGCGAGCAGCAUAUAUGGCAGAUCAUUUGAAGAAACAUAGUGAAGGACCAAGCAAUUUCUGCACUAUCUGUAACCGAGGUUUCUCCUCUGCCUCCUACUUAAAGGUCCAUGUUAAAACCCACCACGGUGUUCCCCUUCCCCAGGUCUCCAGGCACCAGGAGUCCAUCCCGAAUGGGGGAGCAGCGUUCCACUGCGUCAGGACCUAUGGCAUCAAAGGCCAGAAAUGUUCACAUUCGGACCCGAUUGAGAGUUCUGAUUCAUACGGAGACCUCUCUGACACCAGUGACCUCAAGACUCCUGAGAAACAGAGCACCAAUGGGUCCUUCUCGUGUGACAUGGCAGUCAGCAAAAACAAAAUGGAGACGGAAGGAGAGAAGAAGUACCCUUGCCCUGAAUGCGGCAGCUUUUUCAGAUCAAAGUCUUAUCUGAACAAACAUAUACAGAAAGUUCACGUCAGGGCCCUUGGUGGCCCAUUGGGGGACCUCGGUCCUGCUCUAGGAUCCCCCUUUUCACCUCAACAGAACAUGUCUCUCCUGGAGUCAUUUGGGUUUCAGAUCGUCCAGUCAGCAUUUGCAUCAUCCCUAGUGGAUCCAGAGGUCGACCAGCAACCAAUGGGGCCAGAGGGGAAAUGAGAUCAGUUUGAUCUUAACGAAGCAGAGCAGCAGUCUGGCUAUAAUGAUAAGAUGCUGUGAAUGAAAGAGGAAAUAAUGAAAUUUGGUUCUAUAGCUGAGAAUUUUUUAUUCAUUUUAGCUUCCCUCUUUGUCUCAUGCCCUACCCCACCUUCUCUGGGGAGAGGGAUAAAAUGCUUCUUUAGCUGAUAAAUUACAGAAAAUGGUGACCUUGAAUAGGAGACAUGACCUAAAACACCAAAUGGAGCUUUAGAGGCUGCUGCUGGUGUUUUGUCGUGAUCUUCUAGAAUAAACAAAAGUUGCCAGCACUGAUCUGAGAAUUAGACAGUCCUAGGAACGAGGCACCUGGGGAGCUACAGCUACAGGGAGCUAUGCUUUUGUUCUCUCUAUUCCCCACCUUCCCUAACCUACCCCAGAAAAACAGUAAGUUUUAAACAGACCCAUUAUUGACCCAUUAUGGAAUAUAACGUUAAGUAAAGUGCCCCGUGGUACCUAGCAGGUUACAAUGCAGUUGUCCUUUUAAAAACAGAAAAAUUUAAAGAAGGUGAGAGAAUUUGAACCCCUUCUGCCAUUUGUGAGGCUGUGAGUGCUGCAGCAGGACUGAACUGCUGAGAAAAAUCACCAUUCAGAACAGGUUAUUUUUGUUACUUUUAACCAUGAAACU